UCCCCAAAAAGUCAAGUAUUCUUUAACACCUUCCUUCUUCUCUCUGUUUUUUUCUUUUUGGAAGGGCCGCAAGAAGACACAGAAUAGAACACACUUUCGUCGUCUAUUGUUAUAUCUUCCACGCCUAACUAAUCUAAUCUUUUAACCUUCGCCUUUCAUAUAUAUAUAUAUAUAUAUUAGUAUUACUAUCUUCUUCUUUGUGGUCCAUUCGGCUUCCUCUUCCAGCUACUCAAAACAGAGAGAGCUCUGUGAAAAGAAAACACAUUCCAAACAAAUAUGGAAUGGAAUAAUGGGAAAAGUUUUAGUCCUAACUUUGUUUCUCCACUACUACCACAAUCUUCUUCUUCUCCUUCCUCUGCAUUGCUCUACAACUAUAACUGCAACAUCAACUACAAUUUGGAUCAGUUUCCUGAGAUGACGAGGAAGAAAGCGGGGGUGGAAUGGGAGCAAAGUAUGGUUGGAGGAGUGGAUCAGAAGAAGAAGAGAUUGAAUCAAGAUCAGUUAGAGGCAUUAGAAAGAAGCUUUCAAGAGGAAGUGAAGCUUGAUCCUGAUAGAAAAAUGAAGCUAUCAAAGGAACUUGGGCUCCAGCCAAGGCAAAUAGCUGUGUGGUUUCAAAAUAGAAGAGCUCGCUGGAAGACUAAGCAACUUGAGCAUCUCUACGAUACUCUCAAACAACAAUUUGAUACCAUCUCUAUGGAAAAACACAACCUUCAACAAGAGGUGAUGAAACUAAGAAGCAUGCUAAAAGAACAAGCAACGACAAGGAAUCAAGGGUCGAUGGCUUACACGGACGUCUCCGGGGAAGAGACGAUGGUGGAGUGCACGUCGGUGGAGGUUCUGAGCUGUAACAAUUACAUAUACCAUGUGGAGGAUUUCAACCAAAUAUCAGCUUCAGCUCUUCCAUUCUGGUGGGGUGCUGAGGCUGCUGAUCACCUGCCUUCUUAUCCUUAGGUUUCUCAAGAACCCUACUUAAUAGUUUUUGCCUUACAACUUUGUA
Messenger RNA from Benincasa hispida (wax gourd), 997 nucleotides. Its product is annotated as homeobox-leucine zipper protein ATHB-22-like. Lineage: Eukaryota; Viridiplantae; Streptophyta; Magnoliopsida; Cucurbitales; Cucurbitaceae. Gene Ontology annotation, biological process: positive regulation of DNA-templated transcription. The record is from RefSeq and is a predicted model, not a curated record. Gene Ontology annotation, cellular component: nucleus. Gene Ontology annotation, molecular function: DNA-binding transcription factor activity, RNA polymerase II-specific; sequence-specific DNA binding.